CCGCCACCGCCAGACAGCAGGAGCGGGGACCGUUCCGUUUGAAGGUCACUCUGCUCCUGGUUACAUAUUGUUCUCCCACGGACCCAGCCAGAGGCACCGGGAUCAGUGCCGGAGCAGUCUGGGGCCGGGGGUGCCAGGGGAGAGCCUGGCAUGGAGCUGGGGCAGGAGACCACCCGGGAGACCGUCCCGCGAGCAAACAAAGGAGAGCUGAGCCCGACCCCGGGGGAUUGUGGGGGCCACAGGGGUCGCCGCUCCUGGGUGCAGUGGCUCAUUCCAGUCGGCUUCAGGAAGGAAGCAUGGGAACUGUGCGUCCUGGCCGGACCCCUGUUCCUGGUCCAGGUGUUGUUGUUCCUGAUCCACGUGGUGAGCACCGUAUUCUGCGGACACCUGGGCAAGGUGGAGCUGGCAGCAGUGACCCUCGCGGUGGCAUUCAUCAACGUCUGUGGCAUCUCUGUAGGGUUUGGCUUAUCCUCGGCCUGUGACACCCUCUUGUCCCAGACCUACGGAAGCAGCAACAAGAAGAUGGUGGGAGUCGUCCUGCAGAGGGGAAUCCUGAUCCUGCUGCUCUGCUGCUUCCCCUGCUGGGCCUUGUUCAUAAACACCGAGAGCAUCCUGCUGCUCCUCCGGCAGGACCCGCAGGUGUCCAGCCUCACUCAGAAAUACGUGAUGAUAUUUGUUCCUGCCCUUCCUGCGGUUUUCUUGUAUGGCUUACUGACGCGAUACCUGCAGAACCAGGAGAUCAUUUGGCCGGCAGUUUUCAGCGGCAUCUUCGGAAAUGUCAUCAAUGGGCUGGGAAACUAUAUCUUUCUCUACAUCCUGGACUGGGGGCUAGAGGGCUCCGCUUUUGCCAACACCAUUUCCCAGUUUGCUCAGGUCAUCUGCCUCUUCCUGUACAUUGUGCUGAGGAAGCUCUACUUGGAGACCUGGGGAGGCUGGAACAGCGACUCCCUGCAGGAAUGGGGCCCCUUCUUCUCGUUGGCCGUCCCCAGCAUGCUCAUGAUGUGCAUCGAAUGGUGGGCCUACGAGAUCGGGAGCUUCCUGAUAGGUCUGCUCAGCGUGGUGGAUCUGUCUGCUCAGUCCAUUAUCUACGAAGUGUCCACGCUGAUGUAUAUGCUGCCAAUGGGGCUCAGUCUUGCGGCCUGUGUCCGAGUAGGGAUGGCGUUAGGGGCCGGGGACCCAGAACAGGCGAAGAAAUCUUCCUCCACAGCUCUUCACUGCACAGGGUUGCUUUUCCUGGUGAUGGGCUCACUGCUGACCGCCUUCAAAGACAGUCUGGCAUAUAUCUUUACUGAUGAUGAAGAGGUCAGUGCACUGGUGGGCAAGGUUAUGCCCAUCUAUAUCGUCUUCAACCUGUUCGAGUCGCUCUGCUGCAUCUGUGGUGGAGUGCUAAGAGGGAUCGGGAAGCAGGCCUUCGGGGCCAUCGUGAACGCGGUCGGCUAUUAUGUCAUCGGCCUCCCCUUGGGAAUCGUGCUGAUCUUUGUUGUCAGAAUCAGAGUCGUAGGCCUCUGGGUGGGGAUGCUCAUCUGUGCCAUCCUGGCCACCGUCACCUUCACUGUCUACAUCUCCAGGGUUGACUGGGAGCGGGCGAGCACAGAGGCCCAGCAGCGUGCCGGACUUGAGCCCCAUUCCGUGGAGAAUGAGCCCCCCAGACUGGGCCCAGAGAAGGCAGUGCUGUCCUCAGUGGAGACAGGCAGCAUUCCCGGCAUCAUUCUGACUACGUACUCCAUCUCCGGGAGCCGAGCCGAUCUCCUAGGGGCUCAGGAAGCAGCUUCCGCCCUUUCGAAAAAGCCCGGAGCCUUGUCUGUGAAACAGCUGCUCGUCCGGCGCCUGCUGGCUAUGGUGCUGGCCUUCUCUCUGCUUAUGGUUGGUGUUGUGGCCAGGUUCUUGCUCUCGGCCCACUAGCUGGGCCUCUUUCCCGCUGGAAGCAGGACGAGAACGGAGCCGCAGUGGUCCGAACGGCAGCCCCCAAACGGUCUCAUCCUAGCACAGCAGCGGUGGCACUGGACCACGCCAACCCUGGAGAGGACGGCCCUCUUCUUUCCCACACCUGUCCCGUUCCUAGGCCCCGCGCGACCACAGUGGGAUGGACCGACUGGAUCGAAACUAUUGGCUCUCACACGUGGACGGGGCUGGAACUUUUGAGAGACUUCCAGGGUGAAAAGUUUCAAACAGAAAUUAGCUUGGACCAGCACUGUUUUGUUCUCAACUGAAUGAUAAAUUAAACAAAACGUACUGGUGACCUGUUUUCCCAGAAGCCUCUGUUCGAUCGAUGCAGUGUUGAGACAAAGCCUGCCAGCCCUACCUUCUCACAGACCUGUUCUGAGAUGCCGUCACGUGUAAGGACACCAGCCCCUUCCACACAUUGGCCUUCAAAGGGGAGGCUUGGAAUCCCAUUUGCUGGAAAUGAACAGUUCUCUGCAAAUCCUCUCAACCAGCUGUGUAAACCGACCCAAAGCACUCCUUCUAACCCAGCUCCACAGGGUGCUCAACGCCUCGGUGGCCCAGUCCCAGCGGGCUGCUGCCAUCAUGGAACAGAGCAGCCCGCUUGGACCGACCCCUUCAUUGAGUUGGACUUUCCUUCCUUAUUAAAAUGCUGACGUGUCUCCAUUUAAACCCAUUUUUGUUACUUUUGGGCCUGGACCUCCAGGCGCGAGGCAAUUUGCAUGCUGAUAGGCCCAGAGUUGAGGAGGCCAGAGCCCUCUCCUGUUGGGGUGCGGCAAGUCCGAGCUGGGGCCUUGUGAGCCCCACUGUGGAAUUACAUAAGGUUGAACUCCAAGUGGAAAUUCCUGCAGGUACUUUUUCAGCUGCAGAAAAACAAAGUUAUGUAACAUCCUUGAAUUGCAUUGUGUGGCCUGCCCGAACUCUUGGAUCGGGGCCUUGUUAUGUAAAGGGUUUUUUUGUCUUUGUUGGUUAAUGCUGCGGUACUUGUCACGGCUCGGCUCGGGAGGGCUUCUGCCCUACGGGCCCAGUCAAUCUCCCUCUCCUCUCAGGGACCGACUGUCUGCCUCAGUUGAGGUGUCCAACAGGCCACCUGUGGAACCUUUAGCCAAAUAAAUAAUUUGGUGUUUUACGGUUUUGGAA
Molecule: messenger RNA, 3081 nt
Organism: Ornithorhynchus anatinus (platypus)
Lineage: Eukaryota; Metazoa; Chordata; Mammalia; Monotremata; Ornithorhynchidae
Gene: SLC47A2
Product: solute carrier family 47 member 2
Exons: 17
Coding region: 151-1902 (583 amino acids)
Biological process (GO): xenobiotic detoxification by transmembrane export across the plasma membrane
Cellular component (GO): membrane
Molecular function (GO): antiporter activity; xenobiotic transmembrane transporter activity
Source: RefSeq, a predicted model, not a curated record